Scophthalmus maximus (turbot) is the source of this 2376-nucleotide messenger RNA. Its product is annotated as palmitoyltransferase ZDHHC23-A. Gene Ontology annotation, biological process: protein targeting to membrane; peptidyl-L-cysteine S-palmitoylation. Gene Ontology annotation, cellular component: endoplasmic reticulum; Golgi apparatus. Bases 482 to 2101 code for a protein of 539 amino acids. The transcript has 10 exons. Gene Ontology annotation, molecular function: protein-cysteine S-palmitoyltransferase activity. Lineage: Eukaryota; Metazoa; Chordata; Actinopteri; Pleuronectiformes; Scophthalmidae. The record is from RefSeq and is a predicted model, not a curated record.
AGGUAGCGCCUAUAUUUACCAAGCAUGCCACAAUGAAAACCUAAAAAUGGGAACUGAUUUGAGCUGUGAAGCGAGAAGUAGGCUGCUUGUGAAUUACUUGUAAAUUAUGAAAUGAUAUGUGCGGAAGGUAUAGUCUUUGGGAAAAGUGAUCUGGCAGAUGCAACACAAUAUGAAACCACUUGUCAGACAGGAGGAGUCCAAGUUGCCUUCUGUUGGGACACUUCCACCGUGGGAAUCCGAGAAAUGAAAACCAUCUCACUGCACUGAGUCGGCGUCGCCGCAGAUCCACCAGAGCAGAAACCUGCCAAUUUCCUCUUUCAACACAAAUGACUGAUGAGACACCAGGCGGCUCGUCUUCUUAAGCUUUUUUCUUCUUUUGCCUGGAAAGAGUAAAUCUGACACUUCAGACCUGCAUGUGUUGAUGGUUCAGUAUUUUUUGUUGCAAGUGUGUGAACUUCAAGGUCGUCAUUAGGAAGCCAUUAUGAAAUGGGAGAAGUUAAAGCCGCCGGAGCCGGACGACCCCAUGUGUUGCUGUGAGUGUGAUCUCUACCAGUGUGGAUGCUGCUGUGACUGUGAGGAUCUGGACGAAGCCUUCAACAGGUGGCUGAGAGACAAACCACCUAAAAGCGUCUGUCAGUCCGCCGUCCUCGGGGCUGUGAUCGACAACCUGGAGAUCUCCAUGAUCCCGGCCCUGGUGCUGCUGCCUCUGCUGCUGCGGGUCGCGGCGCUGCACUACCUGCUGGGCAUCAUCAUCCUCACCGCCCUGCCCGGCCUGGUCCUCUGGUACUACUACGCCACGCACCGGAAGAAGAGGCGCACCCUCUUCUUCCUCACUCUCGCUCUCUUCUCUCUGGCCUACAUGUAUUACCUCUUCAUCACGGAGAUCUUGCCACUCGGGGACGUCAGCCGGCUGCAGGUGGGCGCUGUGACUGCUGGGAUGAUCCUCACUGUCGGCUCUCUGAUCCACACCAAGAGAGGCCCGGGGUUCGUGACCUCUGGUGAGGUGGCUGACAAGGAAUCCACACACCUCAGUGGAUGUAUCCAAUCAGCGGCCUCCUCUUCCUCCUCCUCCUCCUCCUCCUCCUCCUCCUCCUCCUCGGCCGCAGGGACUGCAGCAGAGUUGCAGACGACAAAAACGGCCUUGACGGAAAAAUGGAGCAGGUGCACUGUGUGCAAAAUAAUGCGACCCCCGCGGGCUGGACACUGUCGAACCUGCGGAGCCUGCGUCCAGCGUCUGGAUCACCACUGUGUCUGGAUUAACAGCUGCGUCGGACAGGCAAACCACCGCAGUUUCCUGCUGACCCUCGUCGUGUUCGUGUUGACCUCUCUGUAUGGGAUCGGCCUGGUACUUCGCAGCCUCUGUCCUCGUCAGUACGUGGUGACGGCUCUCCUCUACUGCCCCGGUGUCUACAGUCAGUCGAGCACAGCCCUUUGCUUCACCUGUGCUUGGUACAGCAGCAUUGUUGCGGGUGGACUGCUCUACCUGUUAGUGGCGCAGGUUAUAAACAUCAGCUUCAACGUGACGGAGCGCGAGGCUCAGCUGGCUCUGAGGAACAACACGGGCCAGAGCCGCCUGUGGGGACUCGCCAUCGACACGGGAGAGCAUUCACGUGGCUUCUGUCAGAACUGGGCUGAGUUCCUCACCAUGGCGGGAAAGUGGUACCUGAUCGGAUUUGCCACCAAUGCCCAGUGGUUUACCAAUCGCAGGGCCAGCAUGAAGAUGGGCACGGCCGUGUUCACCCCUACCGCCGAUGGGGACCUGGACAUGUCAUAUGCCAGUCUCACCCCCGAUGGUUCUUGUUGGAGAAUGAACGGCCUGGCCCAGAAGACGGAGGUGCCUGGAAAGUUCACAUACACAAGUGAGAGCUGGGAGAAUCAGAAUGACAUGCGCAUGGUUGACGUGAAGUAUGACGAGUACGCCCUGGCUCACACCAUCAAGACCAAAGAGGGUGACAUCACCAUCGUCAACAAACUAUAUGGCCGUGGAUUUGAGCUGAGCGCGGAGCUGCUGGAGAAGUUCAGGCAGUUCUCCUUGGAGACUGGCAUCCUGCCUGAAAAUAUUGCUUUCCUGCCAAAAAAUGGGGAAUGCCCAGCUGCCUAGUUUUCUGCCCCGGUCAUCGUACGUCAGCGAUGCUGCCUGAAGAAUCUUUGAUGUGAAUAUUUUACAUCUCUCAAGGUCACUGACAAAAUUUGGGCCUUUUUUUUUUCCUCCAGUUGAUUCAAUCCACUCUUUCAAAUGUUGUACUACGAAUGGCAUAAACAUGAUGUAAAAUGCUUUGCCACAAAAAAAGUGACCUGAUUUUGUUUUGUUCUCUUGAAAAAUCCAGGAUCUAUAAGUGUUCAAAUACUGUUCAAAGAUUAAACCACUGGACACAA